GUACAAGUAAAAAUUUGCCCAUCAUGUCAACAGACUCUGUGGAAAUUGAUGAUGGAUUAUACAGUCGACAGAGGUACGUUCUUGGAGAUACAGCAAUGCAGAAGAUGGCAAAGUCCCGUGUUUUCUUAAGCGGUAUGGGUGGUCUUGGUUUGGAAAUAGCAAAGAAUCUUGUUCUUGCAGGGAUUAAAGCACUUACAAUUCAUGAUACAGAGAAAUGCCAACCAUGGGAUUUAGGAACCAACUUCUUUCUCUGUGAAGAUGAUAUUGUUAAUGGAAGAAAUAGGGCUGACGCUGUACUUUGCCAUAUUGCAGAACUAAAUCCAUAUGUUAAUGUAUCAUCAUCUUCUGUUCCUUUCAAUGAAAACACAGAUCUCUCCUUCUUAGAACAAUACCAGUGUGUAGUAUUGACUGAGAUGAAACUUACAUUACAGAUGAAGAUCAAUGACUUUUGCCAUUCUCAUUUCCCUCCAAUUAAGUUCAUUAGUGCAGAUAUACAUGGAAUUUGGUCACGGUUGUUUUGUGAUUUUGGUGAUACAUUUGAAGUUUCAGAUACAACAGGAGAAGAAUCGAAAGAAAUUUUCAUUUCAAACAUAACGCAAGCUGAUCCUGGCAUUGUCACUUGUCUUGAAAAUCAUCCUCACAAACUUGAAACAGGACAGUUUGUAACAUUUCGAGAAAUUUAUGGAAUGACAGGUUUAAAUGGAUCUAUACAACAAAUAACUGUGGUAUCACCAUUUUCUUUUAGUAUUGGUGAUACAACACAACUGGAACCAUAUUUACAUGGAGGUAUAGCUGUACAAGUUAAGACUCCCAAAACAUUUUGCUUUGAACGAUUGGAGAGACAGAUAAAACAUCCCAACUGUCUUAUUGCAGAUUUUAGCAAGCCUGAGGCAUCCUUGCAGAUUCACACUGCUAUGCUUGCUUUGGACCAGUUUCAGGAGAACUACAAUCGCAAGCCAAGUAUUGGAUGUCAGCAAGAUUCCGAAGAACUGUUAAAACUAGCAACAUGUAUAAGUGAAACCUUGGAUGAGAAGGCGGAAGUAAAUGCUAACAUUGUGCACUGGCUCUCUUGGACGGCUCAAGGAUUUUUACCCCCACUUGCUGCAGCAGUAGGUGGUGUUACCAGUCAAGAAGUAUUAAAAUCUGUGACAGGAAAGUUUUCUCCUUUGUGCCAGUGGUUAUAUCUUGAAGCAGCAGAUAUUGUUGAAUCCCUAGGCAAACCUGAUCGUGAAGAAUUUCUCCCACGAGGAGAUAGGUAUGAUGCCUUGCGAGCCUGCAUUGGAGAUACUUUGUGUCAGAAACUACAAAAAUUGAAUAUCUUUUUAGUAGGAUGUGGAGCCAUCGGCUGUGAAAUGUUAAAAAAUUUUGCUUUACUUGGUGUUGGUACCAGCAAAGAAAAAGGAAUGGUUACAAUUACAGAUCCUGACUUGAUAGAAAAAUCCAACUUAAAUAGACAAUUCCUAUUUCGUCCUCAUCACAUACAGAAACCUAAAAGCUAUACUGCUGCUGAUGCAACUAUGAAAAUAAAUCCUCAAUUAAAGAUAGAUGCACACCUGAACAAAGUAUGUCCGGCCACUGAGAUCAUUUACAAUGAUGAGUUUUAUACUAAACAAGAUAUAAUUAUUACAGCAUUAGAUAAUGUGGAAGCCAGGAGAUAUGUAGACAGCCGUUGUGUAGCAAAUCUAAGGCCUCUCUUAGAUUCUGGAACAAUGGGAACCAAGGGACACACUGAAAUUAUUGUACCUCACUUGACUGAAUCUUACAAUAGUCAUCGAGAUCCCCCUGAAGAGGAAAUACCAUUUUGUACUCUAAAAUCCUUUCCAGCUGCUAUUGAACAUACUAUUCAGUGGGCAAGAGAUAAGUUUGAAAGUUCCUUUUCCCAUAAGCCUUCCUUGUUUAACAAAUUUUGGCAAACCUAUCAAUCUGCAGAAGAAGUCUUGAAGAAGAUACAAAAUGGGCAGAGUUUAGAAGGUUGUUUUCAGGUUAUUAAGUUACUUAACAGAAGACCUAGAAAUUGGUUCCAGUGUGUGGAAUUAGCAAGAUUAAAGUUUGAAAAAUAUUUUAAUCAUAAGGCACUUCAGCUUCUUCACUGUUUUCCUCUGGACACACGAUUAAAAGAUGGCAGUUUAUUCUGGCAGUCACCAAAGAGGCCACCUUCUCCAAUAAAAUUUGAUUUAAAUGAACCUUUGCACCUCAGUUUCCUUCAGAAUGCUGCAAAACUAUAUGCUACUAUAUACCGCAUUGCUUUUGCAGAAAAGGACUUGGCAGUAGAUUCCCUCAUGAAUAUUCUUUCACAAGUAAAGAUUCAGGAAUUCAAACCUUCCAACAAGGUUGUCCAAACAGAUGAAACUGCAAGGAAACCUGACCAGGUUCCUAUUAGCAGUGAAGAUGAGAGGAAUGCUGUUUACCAACUAGAAAAGGCUAUUUCAUCUAAUGAAGCAAGCAAAAGUGACCUUCAGAUGGCAGUACUUUCAUUUGAAAAAGAUGAUGAUAGUAAUGGACACAUAGAUUUCAUCACAGCUGCAUCAAAUCUUCGUGCCAAAAUGUAUAGCAUCGAACCAACUGAUCGUUUCAAAACAAAGCGCAUAGCUGGUAAAAUUAUUCCUGCCAUAGCAACAUCUACUGCUGCAGUUUCUGGCUUGGUUGCCUUGGAGAUGAUCAAAGUAACUGGUGGUUAUCCAUUUGAAGCUUACAAAAAUUGUUUUCUUAACUUAGCCAUUCCAGUUAUAGUGUUUACAGAGACAUCUGAAGUAAGAAAAACUGAAAUCAGAAAUGGAAUAUCAUUUACAAUAUGGGACAGAUGGACUGUGCAUGGAAAAGAAGAUUUCACUCUAUUGGAUUUUAUAAAUGCAGUCAAAGAGAAAUAUGGAAUUGAGCCAACAAUGGUGGUACAGGGAGUCAAAAUGCUUUAUGUUCCUGUAAUGCCUGGUCAUGCAAAAAGGUUAAAGCUAACAAUGCACAAACUUGUGAAACCUUCUACUGAAAAAAAGUAUGUGGAUCUCACCGUGUCUUUUGCCCCUGACACUGAUGGAGAUGAAGACUUGCCUGGACCUCCAGUAAGAUACUAUUUCAGUCAUGGCACUGAUUAAUUGAAGUUGUCUUAGUUACUUGAAGACUACUUCAUUUUGCACUUUUUCAGAAGCUAACAAAAAUAAGCUCUUUACUAUGGAUUUUUCCUUGAUGAAGCCUUAAUUUAAGGGAAACAUCAGUAGGAAACUGAAGAAUUACAAGAUAAUCAGAAGUGGAGUAUGUACUUGUCUAAUGCUUCAUGUGGCUAUGAUCACAAGCAACUUGAACUGGAAUACCAUUUUAUAAUGCUUCCAACAAAUUAAGCUCUCAGAUGAAAAGAAGGAAUAAAGUACUUACGUACGACCAGAAGAAAUGAGGAUCAAAAAAAUUGAAAAUAGUUAACUAUUCAAAAAAGUUUAAUAGUAUUUAAUUUCUUUUUUUGUUUGGUAUCUGAGACCCAUUUUUCAAAACAGUGUUUGGUACUCUGCACCUCUUACAUGUCUAAGCUGUGAUAAUUUAAUACCAAUGGGAAAAGGAAAGAGGUACUGGCAGAUGAAAAGUAGAGAUUUUACAUUGUAUAGUUACUGUUUUCUGUCCUGAUACCUUUGUUAGUUUAAGUGUUUCUUAUAUCAUUGUCUCCCCCAAAUCAGAAUUUUUGUUGAUAAUUAUUAGUGUUGUAAGCCAUGAGCAGUAGGUCAGAUAACACAUGUUAACUUGCCCUUAAUGUUAACAGUAUUACAUGGACUCUUGACAACCCUCCUAGAAAAUCUGUGAAUGUGUACAGAUAAAUGUGGCAGUCAUUUAAUUUUUAAAUAUGGCUUCUAAUUUGGCAUUUUAUUUAUUUGGAAUCCUAAACCUGAUUGUAGUACUCAUAAGACUAAAAGGUUUUGUAAAGGGAUUGUCCUUAGAAAUAGAUGAAAAUUAGCAAUUAAAAAAUGAUCACUAGUAGAGUCUUGAUAUUUUUUUUUCUUUUAGCAUCCUAAUAGAAAAUACGUUAGUGGGAAACAUGCCAUUUUAUUCCCCAUUCUUAGAAAGGGAGUUGAUAAAGAUACAAGUUAUUUUUUUAGGUCUUUAAUGAGAGAAACUUUCUGUUUUCUGAUGUGAAUGAUUUGAUAUGAAUGAUUACAAAUCUGAUAUAAGAGCUUUUAUAAAAAAAUGGUGUAAAUUAUAUUCAGUACUGUAAAGGCAAUGAAGACAGCAAGUGAUUAUUGCUAGAGCUGUCAUGCAUCCUAAAACCACUGACACUUCACAACCUCAGGAAGUCAUUUCCCUCCAGCUCUUUGUCUUCUUUCCUGUUCAGACCAUUAAUAAGUAUUUUGAUAAAUCAGAAACCACAUUUACAUCAGUGUUACUACAGUUUGGUACCUUGUAUUACAUACUUACCUUUUCCUUUCCCACUUUUAAAUAAUUUAAAUUAUACUGCCAACCAUGUGAUUUGUAUCCUUUUGUUAAAAAUACCCAGUUGGGAAACAUUUGGGAGUUGAGGGAAAAUUUGUAUAAUUAAAGGAAAAUUUGUUUAUUCACUUAAGAGAUUGGGGAAGGGUGAAGAGGACAAGUUUCAAAGAAAUACGUACCUUAGAAAUAAAUAAUUUUUGUUCAUAAAA
This is a messenger RNA of Dipodomys ordii (Ord's kangaroo rat), 4613 nucleotides long. RefSeq names its product ubiquitin-like modifier activating enzyme 6 (gene Uba6). The transcript is spliced from 32 exons. Bases 24 to 3089 code for a protein of 1021 amino acids. The record is from RefSeq and is a predicted model, not a curated record. Gene Ontology annotation, biological process: protein sumoylation. Gene Ontology annotation, cellular component: cytoplasm; SUMO activating enzyme complex. NCBI's taxonomy places the organism in Eukaryota, Metazoa, Chordata, Mammalia, Rodentia, Heteromyidae. Gene Ontology annotation, molecular function: SUMO activating enzyme activity.